AUGAUGUCGUGUAACUCGCCCACGCGAUUCCGCGAGGACGUGCCUCGAACCCCAGAGGCGCAAACUGCAUACGAACCAAGUACGCCAGAAAACCUCAAAACUAACAUGGCAGGGGGAAAUGAGCUGUCGGAGUUCGAACAGCAGCGUCUGGCAAACAUUGCCGAGCGCGAUGCGCUGUUGAAGAAACUCACACUCGAGUCGCAAUCCUCAGGACUCUUCUCAAGCCCUAAGAUUUCCGCCAGCGGCGGCGCAAAACCGAAAAAGCGCCCAGCUCCUAAAGUGAAGACUGAGGAUGAGGCCCCCACGCCCCGGCGCACGUCCUCACGACUUAAGGGCAUUGCGGCCGAAAGUGAAGUCGCGAAGCGCAAGGCCGACGACGAGUAUGAGGCGAUGCGCGAAGCGGAUAGAUUGAAAAGAAUGCGCCGGACAGACUCGUUCAGCCAGGCGGAUAUGUUUGUUUCGGGUCAAAAGCUUAGUCCUGAUAGCUUGAUCGGGGUGGAUGUUAUUACCAAGGGUGUUGCGAAGCCCUAUGAGAGGACAUUCGGAGACCACGAGAUAGAAAAAACAGCGGAUAAGGAGCUGAAGGCUCUUCGGGAGGAGAUGAAUGGACUUCAAUUGUGGGAAUCAUGGGAUCCGCAACGGAUCAAGAUCACCCCGGAGCGUGUGUAUAGUAUGGCGUUCCACCCAUCCGAAUCCAAACCUCUCAUAUUCGCGGGCGAUAAAAUGGGUCAUCUAGGGAUGUUGGAUGCCUCGCAGGAGAAGCCAGCGGCGGGCGAGGAUGACGACGAAGAUGACGAGGACCCAGAUCCAGUCCUCACCACAUUGAAGCCGCAUACCCGGACCAUCAGCGCAAUGACAGUCAACCCAUCAAAGCCAACACAUCUGUAUACGGCAAGUUACGACAGCUCGAUUCGAGCACUGGACUUGGAGAAAAUGGUGUCUUCAGAGAGCUAUGCUCCUGAAUCAACAAAUAUCGACGAGGCGAUUUCCGGGGUAGAUAUGGCCCCGGAUGACCCUAACACUCUGUACUGGACUACACUGCAAGGUGGAUUCGGGCGAUAUGAUACGCGCACGCCGCGGAAAGAUAGCAAUGUGACAAACUGGGAUCUUUCUGACAAGAAGAUCGGUGGCUUCACACUGUGCCCCACCCAGCCACACUACUUCGCCACGGCGAGUCUGGAUCGAUUCCUGAGAUUAUGGGAUCUGCGCAAGCUAUCGCCGCAUAGCCGCAACCCUGUUGCCGAGCAUGAAAGCCGGCUCUCGGUUUCUCACGCAGCUUUCAAUGCUGCUGGGCAGAUCGCUACUUCGUCUUACGAUGACACUUUGAAAAUCUACGAUGUGGGGGCAAAGGGCCUCUCUUCGUGGAAGCAGGGUCAUAAGCUUUCAGAGAAAGAGUUUACUCCUGACACUGUUGUCCGCCAUAACUGCCAGACUGGCCGUUGGGUGACGAUUCUCCGCCCUCAAUGGCAACUCAACCCCCAAUCUCCCAUCCAGCGGUUCUGCAUCGGCAAUAUGAACCGUUUCGUGGAUGUGUACAGUAGCAGUGGAGAUCAGCUGGCUCAGCUUGGUGGUGACGGGAUUACUGCUGUUCCUGCUGUGGCUGUGUUCCACCGUAGCAAGAACUGGGUUGCUGGUGGCACUGCUAGUGGCAAGCUGUGCCUAUGGAAGUGA
Penicillium vulpinum is the source of this 1671-nucleotide messenger RNA. RefSeq names its product WD domain protein. The transcript is spliced from 3 exons. Gene Ontology annotation, cellular component: nucleus. Gene Ontology annotation, biological process: regulation of DNA damage checkpoint. The record is from RefSeq and is a predicted model, not a curated record. NCBI's taxonomy places the organism in Eukaryota, Fungi, Ascomycota, Eurotiomycetes, Eurotiales, Aspergillaceae. Gene Ontology annotation, molecular function: DNA binding; protein binding. Bases 1 to 1671 code for a protein of 556 amino acids.